Messenger RNA from Diorhabda carinulata, 6115 nucleotides. RefSeq names its product eukaryotic translation initiation factor 5-like. The record is from RefSeq and is a predicted model, not a curated record. Gene Ontology annotation, cellular component: cytosol. Gene Ontology annotation, molecular function: GDP-dissociation inhibitor activity; eukaryotic initiation factor eIF2 binding; translation initiation factor activity. Lineage: Eukaryota; Metazoa; Arthropoda; Insecta; Coleoptera; Chrysomelidae. Gene Ontology annotation, biological process: formation of cytoplasmic translation initiation complex; formation of translation preinitiation complex; translational initiation. Bases 4654 to 5976 code for a protein of 440 amino acids. The transcript has 8 exons.
UAACCUAACUUUGUAAUACGGUGGUUGAUUUGUUAUGAAAAAACUAAUAAUUUCUCUUGGAAUGUUUUUAAAGUUAAUCGAUACUCCACAUCUUGUGAAAUUAUUCAUGAUUACCAAGUAUUCCUAUUGGCAUAAUCUUUAUAUUUUUUUGUGUGUUAUUAAAUCAAGUAACCUCUCAGAAGUAAGAAAUCUUUCGUUACAAUCUGAACUCUUUCACGUUCGUUUACCAUAGUGUUUGGAUUAUUUAAUAUAAAUAUUCUGGAUUAUCUAACGGUGAGUAAUUUAAGCUAUCAUUAUAUUAAAUUAAACAUUAUAUUAUCCCUAUAUAGGAAUAAUUUGAGCAUUCACAAAUCUGCAAUAAAUCUUAUGUCGUACUUAUUAUGUAAAUUUUAACGAAAGCUUAUUUUCAUUAAACUCACUACACAAAUGUACUAAACCUAUUUUUUCAAACACUGUCUUCAAUAUAUUAUCUAUAUAUGAAAAGAAUAAAAUUUUACUUUGCUACAAGUAUAUACUGAUAUAUAAUAUUUUAUUUAUUUUCUAUUGCAUGUGUUGUCAUAAAUGUCUUUGAAUAUUUUUUGUUGGAAAUUGAAUAUUCACAUAUCUUGAGUAUUUGGGAUUGAGUUAAGACUUCAGUUACAUCCUCAAUCUAUUGUUUCUUUGCAUGAAAUCUCAGAUAAUUUGAACUAUUUAUUUUAAGUGUAGAUCAUUUAAAACUAUGUCCCAUUUAAUUUUAAUGAAGUCGGAUUAAUUGAGAUAUAUACAUCCCUCCUUACCGAUUCAGUACCAACUUUUGUUUUACGGAAUUAACUCAGUUCAGUUAUUUGACAAAUGAAUAAAAAGUUUGAAUGUAUAUUAACUUAUUUUUUUAUUAGUGCCUAGUGAUUAACAUCGUGAUUAAGAUUUGCGAAUUUAUUUUUAUUUUACUUUCUUAUUGACAAGUGCAUUUUGGAUUAGAAUACAAUAAACUGAUUGAAUUUCUCAGUUUAUCAUUCUAUUUGACCCACCAUUUCAAAGUUAGAACAGGUAAGCUGAUAUUAUCAGCUCAAUUUGGAAAAAAUCAGAUAAUUUGCAAAAGAAAAGCUAUAUAUAUAUAUAUCUAAAACAAUGCCAAAAAAUGCCACAGAUGUUAGGAUAGGCAUAUAUAUACAACUUUUAAUUGCGCAAAUAUUUGGUUGUUUGACAAAAGUCUAUAUAUCAAAUGGGAAUGUGCAUACAGCUCAGCUGAUAGUUGUUCGAUUAAAAAAUCAUGAAAACACAUCAACUGCCUUCUCAUUAUUUAGCCAUCUGUUCAGUUCUUUAUUCAUGUGGCUUCUCAUGAGACCACAAUUGGGCUCUGAUACUAGAUAUGCUGCAGUCGUCCCUUUUUUGAUAAGCCUGUUUCCUCUUUGCGUGAUAUAGCCUGUUGGCCUGGUAGCAAAAUUAGGAUAACUUUGUUUUUGGUAGCUAAUGCUUUUAGGCUUUGUUUGCACUCUUGGAUAUGCACUUAAUAGCUUUCAGGACAUUCAAGAUCGCUUGACUAUCGCCCCUGUAUGUUAAGUCAUUUAAGAAAUAUUUAGACGUUAAUCUAAAUAAAAUAUAGUAGAAAUUAUGUCAAGAAGUUCUCUCAAGAUGGGUUAAACAAGACUUAUGUGUGGACCAAUCAUAAAAAUGAUUUAAUUGAUACUUCUUUCAGUAAUUCAGUGAAAGUCGAAAAAAUUAUCAGGACAAUUCUUCAAAGUACCAUGGAACUCCAUUUAUUAAUCUGUUGCCGAAAAUAGGAUGAACAGAGUGUCUUCAUUUUCUUUUCCUCUUUUCAUCUUCCAAAUAAAGUAAAGCACUGGCCAGAGCUCUUCAAUUAAUCAUUUUAUAUUAUUAAUAAGGAAUGAGGGUUGAUCGAGAUCUCAUCGAAUAUUAAUUGUCUUUAACGCACUUUACACAAGUAAAUAGAUAGUUCAGUUGAGGUAAAAUCGUUGAUACGGUCAAUUUCGACUCAAAAUUUGAGUCGCCAUGAUGUAAAGACUACAAGGUGUGUUCUUACCUAAGACCAAUUUACGACCUCUACUGCGCAGUCCCACUUUCCGCCAUAUAGGCUGUCACCAGCUAACUGAUUUAUAUUUAUUUACAUUGAGUGUAUAGAGUAGAUAUUGAAAUUAAAAUGUCUUCUUGUUCUGUACCUUCAUCCACAAAUAACAAUAAGAAUGGUAGUAGUAAAGAUAUUUAUUGUUUGAAUAAUGAGAAUGUGCACAUCAUCAUUUUAAAAAAGUUGCUAUGUGCAAAAGCCCGAGCACUUGAUUGUUAGUGGAGAUUCAAAUGUCUAUGUGCUAUCCAAAGAUGCAGUACCAACUGACAAUCUAUCUACCAGUGAAAAUUCAACAUGAUAGUAAAAAAAAUAGCAGAAAUGCUGUGUCACUAUAAAAUAUUUGUAAGUAGCUCCAUAAUUACAAUUUGUUUUAUUAAUAAAUUGUUAAAAAACACACAAUACAUUUUACUUAUUAUCUAAUUCUCCUUGUUAAAAUUCGUUACAUGGCAAAAAGUUUUGCAAUGUAUUUGAAAUUAUUGAUUUCACAUUAAUUUGAGAAUUGUUUUUAUUAAAAUAACUUUCAACCAAGCCCAAUUUACCAUAUGCAGGAAUUAAUUUUUGAUAUUUUUGUAUCACAAUCGUUGCUCAACGUUUAGUUCAUAACAAACUUAAAACGAAAAGAUUCAAAUUCCCGCAUUGAAUUGAUUGGCCAGAAGAACAAUAUGGCCGAUAGUGGGAAAGCCUCUCAUUGGCUGUGGCUAUCCGGCUGCGCAAGAACACACCUUGUAGUCUUUACAUCAUGAUUUGAGUCAAUGGAAAGGUGUAUGUAUACGCUUAGGCUCACUUAUGUACUACACUUUCAGGUAAGGAUACCUAUAACUACAACCUCACACUUUUAUGCCUCAAAUUAUGAACAUUGUUGAAAAUCUCAUACUUGAACUUGAUAUAACAUUUAAUACCAUUUAACAACUAGAAAAAAAGUACAAUCUGGCAACAAUGUAAAAUAUUAUGUUAUGUCUUUCCUCUUAUCAUGAUAGUUAUUCAUGUUAUUAUUCGAAAUGGAUUGAAAACAGCAUACAAUGCAAUAUUUUAUUCAUAAACAUAGUCAUUCAGAAACAGGAAUAAAAUGAUGUGAUAUUCUGCUUUGACAGUGAUUUUACGUUCUUAUAGGUUCUCCUGGUACUUAUAUCUCGUUUCAAGAAAGAGAAUUAUGUUAGUAAAUACUAAAAAUAAAAAAGUGAAAUGUGAUUAAUUCAAUAUUAUAUUUCUCAUUAUUCAACUAUUAAUUAGGUUAGAGUAAUUGUAUUCUCUAUUAUUUAAUACAGUUGUAAUUUGUAUGGUUCAUAAAUGUGGAUAAUAUUUCAUUUAUAAGGUAAUUGUGGAUAAAUCAUUUACUAAAGAAUCUUCAGAAGUUUAAUAGAAAAUUACUUAAGAAACAGGGAAAAAGAAGAGAAAGUGGAUUUCGUGCACAGAUUUAUACAGACUCAAAAUUAACAAUGAAUAGCAGAAAAUAUGGUACAGAAUUUUCUUGAAAAAAAAGCUCAAGGAUCUUGGUUUUUUAUUAGUAAACAAUUUGAAGAAAAUCCAUAAAAUAGAAAUCAAAUUGAAUAAUAGAAGUUUUUACAGAUUGUCAUUUGAUCAGGAUCAAGCUAAUUAGUGUGAAAUCCAAUAAAUAGCUGGAUGCCUGAUGUAAUAAGAGACCAUUGUAAUGAAGAUAGGUACAUGGAUUUCACAGUUGUAGUUUUUUGUAUAUAAUAAUCUAAUUAUUUUUUGUUUUGUGUAUUUAAUAUUCUAGAAGAGAAGGGGAGAUUAGGAAGUGUUAGUUUCAAAUACUAUAUUGUGUAUGAUAGAUAUCGAAAAAAGCAAGAAAUAUAUGGAUAAAGCCCAACAAGGACAUUUAGAAAUAUUGAUUAAUGAAAUUUUAAUUUUGCAAAGAAUGGUUGAUACCUAUUACUUAAUUUGACAAAGAUUUUUUAUUAAAAAAAUGAAUAAUAUAUAUCUGUCACUUUUUGUCAUUUUUUUAUAAUCGAAAAUUAUGUUGUGAUCAUAUCACUUUUAUUAUCAAUGUUGAACUACCGGCGCAUUGACGGUAUGCAUAGUAUCCAGCUAACGCUCCACUUCAAGAAUUAAAUAUUUCAACUGUAUUAAUAUAUUAAUUUCAAGAGAAAAAGUUGCAAACCUGAUGAAUACAUAUCGCAGUAAUUUUUCAAAAUUUUUGUAAUGAAUAUAGAUAAUUCUGGAAUGAGUAAAUAUUUGAGGUAAAUUAUUUUUAUAUAAAAAUACGACAUCUAGUUAUUGUUCUCACUUGUCAUCUGUCAAAUCCUCUAUUUCCAUUUUAUGAAAAGUGUUGAUUAUACAUAGCAUCGUUUUGAAUAGAGAAAAUUAAAGAGACAUUAGGUAUUAUCAAAAGGCAUAGUUGGGAAUUCACGACCCAAACAAGCGAGGUGCAUGACUUUGUUGCGAUAUGAGCUUAACUGUUACAGCUCUACAAAAUUUUCAUCCAAUAGGCAUCGAAAACUUCAACCAUUUAGAGAAACGUGACUGGCUAUUGAGAUUUCAUGUAACUUUGGAUCAAUACCUAAAAUUAUCCAAAUAAAUAAUUAACAUCAUCGUAUUGCCUACUAGUCUACUGCUACUAAAAUAUUUCCAAUAUGAGUGUCAAUGUUAAUAGAAACGUCAGCGAUGUCUUCUAUCGCUAUAAAAUGCCACGAAUCGUGGCCAAAGUUGAAGGCAAAGGGAAUGGUAUCAAAACCGUCAUAGUUAAUAUGCCUGAGAUUGCUAAAGCUUUAGGAAGACCUCCAACGUAUCCAACUAAAUACUUCGGCUGCGAAUUGGGCGCUCAAACUCAAUUCGAUUUCAAAAACGAACGCUUCAUCAUAAAUGGUUCUCAUGACGCUUCCAAACUCCAAGAUCUUCUUGAUGGGUUUAUACGCAAAUUCGUUUUGUGUCCGGAGUGCGACAAUCCCGAAACUGAUUUGUUGGUGUCUUUAAAAAGAAAUACAAUAUCCCAGAGCUGCAAGGCUUGCGGUUACCAUGGUGUAUUGAAAUCGAGUCAUAAAUUGAUGACAUUUAUAUUAAAGAAUCCACCGAAUUCUGAACGUGCAAUUCAAAGCUCAUCUACGAAUGAUGGAAAACGUUCUAAACGGAGCAAACGUAAUGGGGAAUCCAAUGGAAAUGUCAAUCAAGAAAAUCAAGGAGAUAUGACACUUGAAUCAUCUGCUAUGGAAAAUAAUGAGGGUAGCGAAGAUGAUCAAACAGAAUGGGCAAUAGAUGUUACUGAGGAAGCUAUAAAAGCUAGAAUGCAAGAUCUCAGUGAUGGUGUUAAAAACAUGACUAUUAGCGAUGAUCUUGACAAAUCUGAGAAGGAAAGAAUGGACAUUUUCUACAAUAUGGUGAAAGCAAAACGAGACUCUCGUCUUCUAGAAAACGCGCAAACCCAAAAGGAAAUUCUGAAUGAAGCAGAGCGUCUGGAGAUUAAAACCAAAGCUCCUCUUAUUUUAGCCGAACUACUAUUUGACCAGAAUAUUCUGACACAAGCUAAAAAAUACCGGACGUUAUUUUUGCGUUUUAUAUUGAAUGAUAAGAAGGCACAGAAAUAUCUCAUUGGUGGUUUGGAACAAGUUAUUGCUUUGCAUACAGACAAAUUGAUGAGUAAAGUACCAGGCUUGUUGAAAGUAUUGUACGAUAUGGAUAUUCUUGGGGAAGAAUGCAUUAUCGAGUGGUCUGAAAAGGUAUCUAAAAAAUAUGUAGCUAGAGAAAUUAGCCAAGAAAUUCAUGAUAAGGCUGCACCAUUUGUAAAAUGGUUGAAGGAAGCUGAAUCUGAGGACUCGGAAAAUGAAGAUGAUAAUAUUGAAAUUGAGUAUAACGAUAGGGCACAAAUACAACUAACGGUUAUGUCUCAACAGAAACCAGUACUAAAACAGGCUGAGAAAGAUGAUGAUAGUCAAGAUGAUGUAGACAUCGAUGCCAUUUGAAUAUUUUUCUUAUUAGUUUGAAUGCGUGGAUUGUUUCAACUUGUAUUUUUUGUUAUUCAUUGAAGCAUUUUAUACAACGUUAUUUGUGUUCAUCAAUUUUUCAAUGAGUCAUUUUCUUGAAUAAAAUUUUCAAACUUCA